Messenger RNA from Aspergillus japonicus CBS 114.51, 1089 nucleotides. RefSeq lists its product as uncharacterized. NCBI's taxonomy places the organism in Eukaryota, Fungi, Ascomycota, Eurotiomycetes, Eurotiales, Aspergillaceae. The record is from RefSeq and is a predicted model, not a curated record. The transcript has 2 exons. Bases 1 to 1089 code for a protein of 362 amino acids. Gene Ontology annotation, molecular function: serine-type endopeptidase inhibitor activity.
AUGUCGAAACGAAAUCCAAAAGACCGUGCUAUCAUCAGCACAAUUAAUGAGCUGGGUUGGGACCUGCUGACCCAGUUCUGCAGCGACACGACACCUAAGAGCACCCUUGUCAGCGCUCUAUCCACCUUCUCGGCCCUUACUAUGCUUGCCGGUGCCGCAGCCUAUUCCGAGCAACGUGAGAUGUGCGCUAAACUCGGCGCCGGCGGCCUCCGCGACCUGCAAAGCACCUACCCAAAGAUGCGCCGAAUACUCGAGUCAGACAGGGUGUUCCACUCUGCCAACGGGCUGGUAGCUGAAACUCAUGUCCGCGUCUCUCCACAGUACCAAGAUUACUUGAAAAAGCUGAGGGUGGAUGCCAAGCUAUACUUCGAAAACCUGGCCGGCAGCGUGGCUGAGAUCAACGAGUGGAUCUCUCGGACAACAAAACGAAGGAUUCCGACAUUGCUGACAGCGGAUGAUCUGCGCGGCGUGCCCGUCGCUCUCAUCAACGCCCUGAUCUUCGCCGCUCCGUGGGCCGAGCCAUUCUGUCCCCGCGACACGGUCCGCUCUGCCCCUUUCUACCCCACGACAAAAAACCGGGUCGAGCGCGACUGCCACAGUGGAUAUGAUAGUGAGCGGUUUACGGCCGUCCGCCUGCCUUACCGCUGUACACCGCCAUCGGAGUGGUCCAUGAUUGCCUACCUACCCAACAAACAUACUUCGAUGCAGAAGAUGCUCCAGUUCCUCCGCACUCAGCCAUUUCCCCCAUUUGCACAGCACCGCGUAGGCAGGUUCUGUCUGCCUCGCUUCGAUCUUCAGGCGCAACAUGAACUCACGAGCACAUUGCAGGCGCUGGGCUAUCCGGUCGACGGGUCAUUCCCGGGCUUAGCCAUGGGAGGAGAAAACCGGGUGGGCAAUGUUAUUCAGGGUCUGAGUGUGGAGUGUAAUGAAGAGGGCACCGUGGCCGCCGCAGCUACAGUGGUACUGAUUGAACGCGGUGGCCCUCCCUCUUAUAUCCCGGAGUUGAUAUUCGAUCGCCCGUUUGUGUUCGCCAUCGUGGCGGAUGAGCUGGAUUUGGCUAUCUGUACCGGGGUGUUUGCUGGUUAUUGA